Messenger RNA from Melitaea cinxia (Glanville fritillary), 1889 nucleotides. RefSeq names its product probable serine/threonine-protein kinase clkA. Gene Ontology annotation, molecular function: zinc ion binding; nucleic acid binding. The coding region runs from base 328 to 1848 and encodes 506 amino acids. Lineage: Eukaryota; Metazoa; Arthropoda; Insecta; Lepidoptera; Nymphalidae. The record is from RefSeq and is a predicted model, not a curated record. The transcript is spliced from 4 exons.
GUGGAAUGCGCCCAAUACUAAUGAAAACGUCAAAAGCGCGUGUGUUGAGUGUCAAUUUGUCAAAUUCAGUAAAAAACUAAAAUUACUUUUUCCUUUGCCUUUCCCUAUUGGGGAUAAAUUUUAAAACAAAAACAAACUAAAAUUACUUGAAACGGACCCUGUCUGCGGACUUCAAUACACUUUCAGCACUUGUCAUUGGCAAAAUCAUCGGCCAAAAGGUGAUGAAGCCACAGUCUAAAGAAGAAGAACAAGUAAAAUUACUUGGAAACUAUAUGAAAUAACUAUUAUAUAAAAGUUUUUCGUAGAAGAUAAAUAGAAACUACCAUAAUGACAAGAUUCGCAAGAGCAAAAGGUUCCAAAGCUUCUAACCUAAAAUCUCCCGAAGACAGUACACCAUGGGAAGUGAUGAAAGAACAAUUGAUUAGGGCUAAAAAUGAAACUGAAGAAAGCAAGAAACGAGAAGAGGCAGAACAACAAAGGAUAGAAAAUUAUAAUAACUUUCUCAAGGAACAUAAGGUUCAAAAAAGAAAAGCGACUUGGUGUGACUUUCCAGAAUCUAAGAGUAAUGGGUCAAAACCAAAAGAUGGAAACAUUAAAAAAAAAGCAAAGAAAAAUAAACCUUCACAUACUGAAAUAAUUGAAUCCAACUCUAAUAAUCUCGAGAAUAAUGAAAGUGAAGUGCCAAAAAAGAAAAAGAAACAAAAUAAAAUUAAUACUUCUUUACAAGAACAUCAUACACAAGAUGGUGGUAAGAAAAAUAAUCCUUCAUCACAUACCAACAUGAGUGAAUCUAAUUCUCCUGUUGAUAAUGAAAGUGAAGUGCCAAAAAAGAAAAAGAAAAAACAAAAUGAAAGUGACAGUACUUUACAAGAAGAUCAUAAACAAAAUGGCCUUUCACCUUCUGAAGAACAACCAAUGUCCAAAAAUGAAAAGAAGAAGAAAAAACAAAAAACAUUCACAGAUGCCAAUGUUUCUAAUGAAAAAACUAACUUUAAUGAAAAGCUAGUGCAAAAUGUUGCAAAUGGAGGAUCCAAAAAGAAAAACAAAAACAAAAAGAAUAAAAAAUUUUCUUCUGAAUCGAAAAUAGAUAAAACUUCAAUUGAUACCGGGGUAAAUAAAUCAAAUCAACAAACACAAGGAGUUAAUAAAGUGAAAAAUAAGCAUUUGAAAAAUGGGGCACCGAAAAGGAGAAAACCUAUAAAUGACAAGAGUUUCCAACUGAUCAUUAACAGUAAAGAGGUUGAUUUGGUAAGAUUUGAUGGUUUUCCAAUCAUGAAGAAAGACGCAGAGAGACUUGAAGAAUUAAAAAAGAAUAUGAUAAAAAAAGGCAUACCUAAAAGUGAAAUACAAAGGACUAUGAAACUAGAAAGACGGAGGGCUGAAAAAGCAUUAGCAAGACUCAAGAGGGAUGUCUGCUAUAAUUGUAGAAAAGGUGGUCAUAACCUCUCAGAUUGUCCCGAUCUUAAGUCUAACAUACCAAAUGUGGAUUCAGCAGAAGGUGUCUGCUUCAAAUGUGGUUCCACCGAGCACAGACAGUUUGAGUGUAAAGUACAAAAUGACAAGGAAUUCAGAUUUGCGACAUGCUUUAUUUGCAAGGAACCUGGGCACAUAGCACGCCAAUGUCCAGAUAAUCCCAAAGGUCUUUAUCCAAAUGGUGGAUGUUGUAAAAUAUGUGGGGAUGUAACACACUUGAGGAAAGAUUGUCCAACGGUAAAAUAUAAAAAAGAAGAGACGUCAAUAAAAUUACAGACUCUUAAUGAUGACAAUAUUGAGGAUUUAGGUUAUCAACCGAAUAAACAACAAGUAUCUCAACAAAUGUCUAAGAAACCUAAAAAGAUUAAGUUUUAAUAUGUUUAUAAUGAAAUGUAAUAAAGUUCUUGUACAGGUAA